Molecule: messenger RNA, 1101 nt
Organism: Frankliniella occidentalis (western flower thrips)
Lineage: Eukaryota; Metazoa; Arthropoda; Insecta; Thysanoptera; Thripidae
Exons: 2
Coding region: 1-1101 (366 amino acids)
Source: RefSeq, a predicted model, not a curated record
AUGCCUGGAUUCCUCCUUGUUCCUCCUUUACCCCAGUAUUGCCUUUGGUUUGUUGUUGUAGCAGCUGUCGAUGAAAUAGCGGGUCUGAUGUGCACUGAAAGUACAAGAUCAAUUGGCAUUCAGUGUCAGCGUGCACCAAUUGCUUUUUAUCAGUGCUGGAGACUUUCUGAGAAAAAAUUUCGUUUUCUCACAGGAGUGACACAGGACAAUUUUGAAGUGUUGUAUCAAUUCCUAGGAGGGGAUGAGAUGGCACAGAUUUUGAAAUACUAUUCUUACAAGAAAAAGACACCAACAAAGCCCAUAUCAUCUUUCCUGGAACCAAGGGAUAGAUUAUUUAUGACUCUAUUACGCCUGAGAAGAGGAGUGCCAAUUGUGGACUUAUCACAUUUGUUUGGCAUAGGCGUGGGUUCAGCCUGUGCGAUUUGUUACACCUGGACUAGAGUAAUGUCCCUGCAAUUUCAAAGAUUUCAGAGGGACCUAUUUGUUACAUGUGAAGUUCAGGACACUGAUCCUAAUCCUCUCUUUGAAAAAUUCCCUAAUCUGAGAGUUAUAGUGGAUGCAACUGAAUUCAAGAUUCAGCGCCCAUUCCAUUUCCAGAUGCAGAGCAACACCUAUUCUGAGUACAAAGGUGCCAACACCCUGAAGUACGUGAUAGGAAUCUCCCGCUCAGGUGCAAUAAGUUUUGUAUCAAAAGGAUACGAGGGAAGCUGCUCUGACAAACAUAUGAUACGGGAGUGUGGAUUUCUAGACUUACUCCAGGAAGAUGAUGGUGUGAUGGUAGACAGAGGUUUUGACAUUGAGCCAGAACUCAAUAAGAUUAAAUGCCACCUCUACAUGCCUCCAUUUAAAGGAAAGCGUAAACAUGUCACUGCCCGAGAAGAAAUGAAAUCAAAGGCAAUCACAAGUGUACGAGCAUUUGUUGAGAUAGCAAACUCAAGGAUAAGAGACUUUCGACUAAUACGUGGAGUGAUUCCAAUGAAACUCUUGCCAGUAAUGGAUGAUCUUGUACUCAUUGCUUGCAUGCUAACUAACAUGGGUGAAGUUUAUGUACCACAAAAGGACAACAACAACAAUAAUAGCAAUGCAGAUGAAGAAUUUUAA